AUGGUAUCAUCACAAAUGAUUAAAAACUGCUGGAAAAAAACUGGCAUCCUCUCACCAGAAGAAAUAGAAAACUUUACUGAACUUUCAGAGCAUGAUGUUUGGAAUUCAAUUUCAGAUAGCAGUAUGAAUGAAGAACAAAAACUUCAAGAAUUGAUUAAUCACCUACCAGCAAACAACUAUCUUACAGCGCAUGAAUAUAUCAGCAUUGAUGAUAGUAAAGUUGAGCAUGGGCUUACUGAUGAGGAAAUAUUGAUGACAAUAGCAGAUGAAGAUAAGGAAGAGGAGAAAUCUGUUGAUGAACAAGUAGAAAAAGUAAGUUGUAAUGAAGCAGAAAGUCCGUAA
Molecule: messenger RNA, 342 nt
Organism: Ambispora gerdemannii
Lineage: Eukaryota; Fungi; Glomeromycota; Glomeromycetes; Archaeosporales; Ambisporaceae
Source: the annotation of a GenBank genome assembly